This is a messenger RNA of Sclerotinia sclerotiorum 1980 UF-70, 180 nucleotides long. RefSeq lists its product with no specific name. The record is from RefSeq and is a predicted model, not a curated record. NCBI's taxonomy places the organism in Eukaryota, Fungi, Ascomycota, Leotiomycetes, Helotiales, Sclerotiniaceae. The coding region runs from base 1 to 180 and encodes 59 amino acids. The transcript is spliced from 2 exons.
AUGUCCAACGGACCAGCUAGUCACCUAGUAGCGACUCCGAAUCCUUAUAGUGUUGUGUAUUCAAACAGUGGAAUCGAUUGUCCAAGAAAAUUCCUUCCUUGUCUUUUCGCCGGGACCUUAGCAUGGGUUCUGAUGAAAGAUGGAGAUGGGAGAUUUAUAUUUGGAGCUCGAAUGAGAUGA